This is a messenger RNA of Schistocerca nitens (vagrant locust), 381 nucleotides long. RefSeq lists its product as uncharacterized. The record is from RefSeq and is a predicted model, not a curated record. NCBI's taxonomy places the organism in Eukaryota, Metazoa, Arthropoda, Insecta, Orthoptera, Acrididae. Bases 1 to 381 code for a protein of 126 amino acids. The transcript has a single exon.
AUGAAUCACUCCUUUACCACUGAUACAUUUCUAAAUCUCCUUAAGGUUGCGAAGGUAACCACCUUGCACAAAAAGGGAGCCACAGACAACGUUAAUCAUUACAAGCUUGUAGCUCAGAAUACUGGCUUGUCAAACAUCUUUGAGAAGCUUUUUUACAAUAGAUUGCUAGAGUUCACUAACAAAAACUUCUUGCUUUCAAACAAUCAGCAUAGUUUCAGGCAAUCAAGAUCCACAACUACUGCAGUCUAUGAACUCCUGCAUGCUAUGUUAAAAGCCAUAGAUGAAAAGAAAAUGGCUUCUGGAAUCUUCUUGGACCUAUCCAAAGCAUUUGAUAUUAUAGAGCACAUACGCUAUUAUAUAAACUGGAAAGAAAGGAAUUAG